Sander lucioperca (pikeperch) is the source of this 1931-nucleotide messenger RNA. RefSeq names its product arginine/serine-rich coiled-coil 2 (gene rsrc2). The transcript is spliced from 10 exons. The record is from RefSeq and is a predicted model, not a curated record. The coding region runs from base 156 to 1388 and encodes 410 amino acids. Lineage: Eukaryota; Metazoa; Chordata; Actinopteri; Perciformes; Percidae.
GCCUGAAUGUAGGGGUUAGGACAGGCAAAACCUGGCAACUCGGAUCAAGUUAACAGAGCUAGACAACGGCUGUUGAGAAGCAGCUAAGUUCCUCUGGUUUGGACAGUCAACAAAGCAGCCGUGUAACGUUAAUCAACAAAGUGUGCUUCAGGAUUAUGUCUGGAAGUGACAAUGACUCUGUUGACUUGACCAGAACAGGCUCCCCAGUUUAUCACCGAAAAAAACACAGCAUGGAGUCAUCCAGAUCUCCCAGAAGUUCCAAACACCACCAUUCAAGGUCAAGGUCCCGCUCCAGGGACCGGAAACGUGACCGGAAAUACAGACGGAGUCGCAGCAGGAGUAAAGAGGCACGAAAGAGGGACUCUGAGAAGCCAUCAAAAUCACACAGAAAAACAGACGAGCAGCAAGAGCCAGAGAGACUUUCAGCAGAGAAUGGAGAGGAGCGAUCCAGACGCAAAGAUAGGAGGCCCUCCAAGGGCAGGAGCGUGUCCAGGUCACACUCACGAGAGAGGCGGCCUCACAGCAAAAGUAAGGACAAGCGGCGAUCACGAUCACGCAGCCGGGACAGGAAGAAGAAGGCUAGGUCUCGCUCAGGUUCAAGGACCAAACACCGUCAUCAUAGCAGAAGUCGCAGUAAGAGCAGGGAGCGAAAGAAAAGGAGUGAGAAAGUGCGCAGAAAGAGUCGAAGCAGGUCUGUUAAUCCACCUGCCUUCAGGGGCCGAAACACAGCUAUGGAUGCACAAGAGGCCCUGGCCAGAAGGCUGGAGAGAGCCAAGAAGCUACAGGAGCAGAAGGAGAAGGAAAUGUUGGAGAAACAACAGCAGCAACAGCAGGAGAUAGCUGCAGUGACUGCCCCUAUCGCAGCAGUAGCUGCUGCAGCUGCAGCGACCACCUCAAACCCUGCCCUUAAUGUGGCGGCCCUCCUGGCCUCUGGGACCCAGGUCACGCCUCAGAUAGCCAUGGCUGCGCAGAUGGCAGCCCUUCAAGCAAAAACACUGGCAGAGACUGGUAUUGCUGUGCCCAGCUACUAUAACCCAUCCGCUGUAAACCCCAUGAAGUUUGCAGACCAGGAGAAAAAGAGGAAAAUGCUAUGGCAGGGAAAAAAGGAGGGGGACAAGUCCCAGACAGCUGAGUUGUGGGAGAAGCUAAACUUUGGAAACAAGAACCAAAAUGUUAAAUUCCGCAAACUAAUGGGUAUUAAAGGAGAGGAUGAAGUCGAAGCUGCCAAACCACUUAACGAUGAAGGCUUGAAGACUCUUCAGAAGCAGGAGGAGAUGUUUAGGAACCUUGACGUUCAGUAUGAAAUGGCUCGAUCACAGACACACACCCAGAGGGGAAUGGGCCUUGGCUUCUCCUCCUCAUUCUCACGUGGAAUGGACUCUAUCUAGUGCCAACCAUUGGCCUUCUUUGCCACUCAUCCAGGAUACCCAAUUAUCGCUAGCCCUCAAGCUUGCAUGGAUGUUGCUCUGAAUCUGCAAUUUAUUUAUAGAAAACAUCUUGCAUAUUGGAACAUUAUAAUGUAAAUAGCCGGAUGCUGAGUUUGUCUCAGUGUUAAUUAAUCUGUACUGUAAUCUUUGCAAAAGGAUGCAUCACUUUGACUGGUUGAUACUGGUUAAUAUUAGAUAUUUGUUUGAAUAAUGUGGUAGCUUUUUUUAAAACUCAAAUAUAUAUUGAUAUGUGGUUGUUUGAACAUUAACUGAAUAUAAUGUGGUUCAGUAGGCACUGUUUACAUCCAUUUAGCAAAAGACAUCUGAAGUCAAUGUAGCAUUAUCAGAAUCCCCCAGAUUAAUUUCUCCUGAUUGGGGAAAAAACAAAACAGUGGGUUGUAAUACAUAGUCUUCAGGAUUGCAAUGGGUAAAGAUGUGCUUGACAUGAGAAAUCACACAUAUUUCAAAUGUUCUUGAAAUAAAUUAGUUUUGUGUUGAAUAAGA